CGAGUCGCCGCGGGAAGAGGGUGGGACCUGGAGACGCGCCCCGCUCCGCUCAGGCCAGCCGCGCUCUCCCCUCCGCUCGCCCCGCUGCCAUGGGGUAGGGGCGGCGGAGCGGGGGGACGCCGUCAGGCUGCGGCGGCCGGCGGAGCGCAGAGCAGCGCCCCGCGGUGCCGGGGGGCGCGGGGGCGGCGCGGCGGAGCUGGCGCGGGAGGCUGGACAGGGCAGGGGGCUGCCUCGGUGCGAGAGCGGCGGCGGCGGCGGCGGCAGGCGGAGAGAUGAUCGCGGAGUUGUUGAGCAGCGCCCUGGGGCUCGCCCUGUACCUCAACACCCUGAGCGCCGACUUCUGCUACGAUGACAGUCGAGCUAUCAAGACAAACCAGGACCUUCUGCCUGAGACGCCGUGGAUCCAAAUCUUCUACAAUGACUUCUGGGGGACACUGCUUACUCACAGCGGGAGCCACAAGUCCUACAGACCUCUCUGCACACUUUCCUUCCGCAUUAACCAUGCUGUUGGGGGAAUGGACCCGUGGGGCUACCAUCUUGUAAAUGUCUUAUUACAUGCUGCAGUCACAGGCCUUUUCACAAACUUCUCCAGGAUUCUGUUUGGAGAUGGGUACUGGACUUUGAUAGCAGGCCUGUUGUUUGCAUCUCAUCCCAUCCACACGGAAGCCGUAGCGGGGAUUGUAGGGAGGGCAGACAUUGGAGCCUGCCUCUUCUUUCUCCUUUCCCUGAUGUGUUACGUGAAGCAUUGCUCUACCAGAGGUUCCUCACCAAGUACUUGGGGCUGGAUCUUGGGAGCAGGGCUGUGUGCAGGAUGCAGCAUGCUGUGGAAGGAGCAAGGAGUGACUGUUCUGGCCAUUUCAGCCGUGUACGAUGUCUUUGUAUUUCAUCGACUGAAAAUGCAUCAGAUCAUUUCUGCUGUAUGCCAGAGAAAGAAUUUGAGCCUGUUCUUCAGCAUUGGCUUGUUGACCUCCUGGGGCACUGCACUGCUGGGAGUUCGCUUAUACUGGAUGGGCAACAAGCCCCCAAGUUUUUCCAACUCUGACAAUCCAGCAGCUGACUCAGACAGUUUUCUCACACGUACGCUGACCUUCUUUUACUUGCCAACCAAGAACCUCUGGCUGUUGCUGUGCCCAGAUACUCUUAGCUUUGACUGGUCUAUGGAUGCUGUGCCUCUUCUAAAAACAGUCAGUGACUGGAGGAAUCUACACACUGUGGCCUUCUAUGCUGGGCUCCUCCUCCUUGCCUACUUUAGCCUGAAGGGCUCCAGCAAUGAGAGAGAAUGCAACGGGAGAACUGUAAUGAACGGCAAGCAAAAUGCUAAUGGGCAUAGCUGCCACUCAGAAAUGGAGUACAAGACACUGGAGGUGAAGUCAAGCUUUGUAUCAAAAGAAGAGAAUGGCAUAAAAAAGCAUGAAAUUAAGAAACUGCAGCUUCCUUCAACUGAGAACAUUGUCAUUCUGUCUCUCUCUUUGUUAAUAGUGCCCUUUGUUCCUGCCACAAACCUAUUUUUCUAUGUUGGCUUUGUAAUAGCAGAGCGUGUGCUGUAUGUCCCUAGUAUGGGCUUCUGCCUGCUGGUUACAGUAGGUGUCAGGGCCCUUUAUGUCAAAGCCCAAAAGCGCUUUUUGAAGAACUUGGUUUUUUGUUCCACUGCUGCAUUAAUUAUUUUCUAUGGACUCAAGACUGUUGUCAGGAAUGGGGACUGGCAGAAUGAGGAGAUGCUGUAUAGGUCAGGGAUAAAAGUAAACCCUGCUAAAGCAUGGGGUAACCUUGGAAAUGUUCUCAAGAGCCAGAGCAAGAUUUCUGAAGCUGAAAGCGCCUAUAGAAAUGCCUUGUACUACCGCAGCAACAUGGCUGAUAUGCUCUAUAAUUUAGGAUUACUACUUCAGGAAAACAGCAGGUUUUCAGAGGCAUUGCAUUACUAUAAACUGGCAAUUGGAAGCAGACCCACACUAGCUUCUGCCUAUUUAAAUACUGGUAUCAUCCUGAUGAACCAAGGGAAGACAGAGGAAGCCAGGAGGACUUUUGUGAAGUGCUCAGAGAUCCCUGAUGAAAAUCUGAAAGAUCCUCAUGCUCAUAAAAGCUCUGUUACCAGCUGUCUUUAUAACUUAGGAAAACUUUUUCAUGAACAAGGACACUAUGAGGAUGCCCUUAUGGUUUACAAAGAAGCAGUACAGAAAAUGCCAAGGCAGUUUGCACCACAGAGCUUAUAUAACAUGAUGGGAGAAGCCUAUAUGAGAAUGAGCCGGCUGCCAGAAGCAGAGCAUUGGUAUGUGGAGUCACUGCGAUCCAAGAGUGACCACAUCCCAGCCCAUCUCACCUAUGGAAAACUGCUGGCUCUGACGGGACGCAAGAGUGAGGCAGAAAAGUACUUCAUGAAGGCUAUUCAGCUGGAUCCUACCAAAGGAAACUGCUACAUGCAUUAUGGUCAGUUCCUCCUUGAAGAAUCCCGCCUGAUAGAAGCAGCUGAAAUGGCAAAAAAAGCAGCUGAACUCGAUAAUAUGGAAUUUGAUGUUGUUUUCAAUGCAGCCCAUAUGCUCAGACAAGCCAGUCUUAAUGAAGAAGCAGAGAAGUAUUACGAAAUGGCAGCAGGAUUAAGACCUAAUUAUCCAGCUGCCUUAAUGAAUCUUGGAGCCAUUCUCCAUCUGAAUGGUAAACUGAAAGAGGCUGAAGAAAACUACCUCCUUGCUCUUCAACUUAAACCUGAUGAUGUCAUCACCCAGUCCAAUCUGCGCAAAUUGUGGAAUAUCAUGGAGAAGCAAGGUUUGAAGACAUCCAAAACAUGAUAAUGAAAACUAUAAAUUUUUCUUCCUUAAACUUAUGAAAUCCACAAACUAGAACUUCCACACUCGGUUGUUCAGUCAGAGAACUCCCUGGACUUGAGUGCAAGGAUCACAGGUCUUAGUUACUGCUAAGGAGAAACUAUUCUGCCAGAUAAAUAGAGUAAGAGAUACUUUGAGGUAUUUGUGAAGGACUUGUUACCCCACAAAAAUAUUUGGAACCAUAGCACUUGAGAGAAGGUGUUUGGGCAUAUUUGAUAAAUCAUUGCAAAUCCCAUAUUGCUUACUUUUGGGUGGGUACCUGAAAUGUGUACUGUCACAGAAAUACUAAGGGAAAAUUGCACAGUAUACACGAAGCCAUAUGGGAGUUAGUGGUAAUAGUGGGUUAAAGUAUUUCGCUGAUACUGUAACUCAUUAAAAUGUAUACUAAAUCAAACGUGUUUGCAGUUUGUCUUAAUGCUGCUGUAUCUCACUUUUGAACCAUUUGCUUUCCAGUUUCUCAGCUUAUAUGGCCAAUUUUUUUCAAACCUGUCACAUGAGUAGAUGACAGCAUUCAAAGUUGUUUACUGAAACAUGCCUCUUAUUUCAGCUUGUUAACUUCUAAUGCAGGUUUCUUGAGACAUACAGUCAAAUUGCUGUCAGGUAGACAGAAUGACUAAGGAACUGCCCAUAUUCUACAUCAGAUAUAGUAUGUAAGCUGGUAAAAAAAGUCCAUAGCUGUGAUUUAGCAAUACAGGCAAGAGUGAUGUUUGCCCUGAUACCAAAUCAACGUGGUCAGACUGUCAUCUUAGGACUGUCAUCUUAGGACUUUGCCGUCAGAUAAGUCCAACUUUAAACUGGACUCUGAAUACAAUAUUUUUGCAAUAACUAGUACAAGUGAGAUUUGAAAGUAUUAGUGCUUGGAUAUGCUAUAAUGAGCCUUCAUGAGCAACUCUGAGAAAAGGGAAUGUUAUCCAUUGGUGAGGCUCGCAAAUAACUGAAGGGACUAGAUUAGAUUAUGCUUAAAAUAGUGUAGAUCAAGAGAAAUCUGUAGUGGUGGUUACCAGUUACUUUUCACAGUGGUGGUGUUUUAAUGAGUAUUACCUAUUCAGAUUCUAACCAAAUAUUAGCAUUCUGUUUGUAUUCUGACGUGUGCUAGCAGCAGAGCUGUCAAAUAUCUAAAUAUGCUUUUGGUGAGGUUCAAUUUAUUUCUGUUUCAGAAUGAUUUGGCCUCAUUACUGUUUUAGUCUUCAAAUUUUCAAGGUAAAGAUAAUUUAUUUCAAAUUGAGUGUAUGAAGCUUUAGUCAUUUUUUUUCCAGACCAUUUAUUAACUGCUUUCUUUCUAUUAUUGCUUGUAAGAAAAUUUACUAUUUCAUUUAAUGGACCUUUGAUAUCUGCUUCAGUAUUCCUUUCAUAAUGAUAGAUAAAAUGUUAAAGUGGUAGAGCACCUUGAACUGAAGCUUCUUCAGGAUCUUCUGUUGAAAACUUUUUAUUACUGAGAAAGGGUUUGGGGUUUUUAGUUUAUGUAUUCUUUUUUAACUGUUGAGCACCAUUCCAACAAAAAUGUAGAGAACUCUUUGCUGUAUUUAUUUAUUUAUUACUUGACUGCAGCAAUGUUACCUGCCAUUAACACGACAAGUCUGUAAGUGUUGCUAUUUCUUUUGUUUGGUUUUACUUGCGUUUGUUUUGUGGUUAGUGUACGUACCUAAUGGGAAAGGGAACACUUGAGUUAUACUCUACCUUCUUGGUCAUUCUCCCCUUAUACUUGGUUUUUAACUCUGUAUUGAAGUAGAUUGGGGAAUAGAUGUUUCAAAGUCAGUAUAGUAAAAAAAAAAAUAUAGUAGUGUGUGUUUCCUUUUCUUUCCUAUUGCUCACUAAAAUACCAUAAGUUGCUAGGUUUACAACUGGCCUGCCAGAAGGGCCAGAGGGGCAAGAUUGUCUGGUUUUGUGGAGCGUGUCAAGUUUUUCUCAAAUAAUGUUGUUACUGGAAAAGCAAAAAUGAAGGAUCAAAAGUUGAAUUUCUACUUUAUCAUUGAAACCAGUGUUAGAAUACAAUGGUAGCUUGAACAUAUUCUCCUGCUUUACUGGCUUUCUGGUAAAAAAUAUAGGAAUAGAUAGUCAUUAUAACUGAACUUGGUAUAGAACUGUGGUAUCCUGGAGCUUUAUUUUCUCAACAGCCAUCAAACUCCGAUGGCUUCUUGGUCUUAACCAUUCACCAUGUUAUUUGUCUCCUUCAACUUGUACUUAUUGUUGUUUAAUAAUUUUUAUUCAUUGCACAAAAAGGGGGAAAAGGGGAGCACUCCUGUGAUACGGUGUCAUGCUUGCAUUGAUAACUGGUUUUGUUUGUUUCUUUAACAAAAAAAAAAAAAAAAAAAAAAAGGAAGAGAAAGAAAAAAGGACUACCGUAAAUUUACCAAGAAUGUCCCUGAAUACAUUUUUUUAAUAUAGGUCUGGGAUUGAUAACUUUCUUCUUUUGGGAUAAAUUUAAAACAUGUUUAAAAUAUGUCUCUCUGCUCAGGGAUUUAUGGUGGAUUAUUGCAGACAGUGCUAAAAAAAUGUAAAA
Messenger RNA from Myiozetetes cayanensis, 5319 nucleotides. RefSeq names its product transmembrane O-mannosyltransferase targeting cadherins 2 (gene TMTC2). The transcript is spliced from 12 exons. Gene Ontology annotation, molecular function: mannosyltransferase activity; protein binding. Gene Ontology annotation, cellular component: endoplasmic reticulum membrane. The record is from RefSeq and is a predicted model, not a curated record. Gene Ontology annotation, biological process: protein O-linked glycosylation via mannose. Bases 273 to 2783 code for a protein of 836 amino acids. Lineage: Eukaryota; Metazoa; Chordata; Aves; Passeriformes; Tyrannidae.